AUGACUUCUAUUGCAACGAAAUGGGCACCAAAAAAACGUGAUUAUGUAUCUGAACAUAAGCUAAUAAACAAAACCACAAAUGUAACAACAACUCAUCCUCUUGGUGUUGCUUUAAUUGCAAACAAACCGCAAACAGGAACACCAACGUUAUCAUCAUCUCCGAUAAUUGAUCCUCUAUCGAAGAUUACAACACAAAUUGAUAUUGAUCCAUUAUCACGUGCAUUAGCAGCUGCAAUAACAUCAACUAAAAUUGAUUCAACAAAAGAACAUUCAUCAACAGUACUAGAUACAUUUGAACCAUGGUCAAGUAAAAAAAGUCUUAUAUUAAAUCAAUAUAAUACAACAAAAAAGAUUAGUAUGACAACAGCUAUGAAUAAUAGUAAUGAUGAAUCGAUUAUUGAUACAAAAGUGUCAGAUAUGACAACAACAUCUGAAAGAAUUAAAAAUCGUCUUGAACAAUUAGAUGCAUUUGAAGGUGGACAACAAACACAAAGUUUAACUCAACAAGAAUAUAUAAAUCGUAUCAAUGAUAUGAGUCGAGAGAUGAGUCAAGCAUGGAAAAGCGAUCAACGUGUAAAAACAUUAAAAAUUGUUAUACAAUGUUGUAAAUUAUUAGCUGAUAUGAAUGUUAUGGAAUUUUAUCCAAGUAAAUUUUGUUUAAUAACAGAUGUCAUAGAUACUUUUGGAAAAUUGGUUUAUACACGUUUAUUAGAAAAAAGUGCAUCGUCAAAUGGAAAAAUUCCUGAUCGUAUUAUACCUGAUCUUGUUCCAGAAGCAACACGUGAAACUGCUCGUAAUUGGUUUUAUAAAAUAGCUAUUAUUCGUGAAUUAUUACCACGUAUUCUUGUUGAAACAGCUAUUCUUAAAUGUUAUAGUUUUUUAUCUUCAACUCAUUAUCAAGCUACACUUGUACAAUUAAUGAAGAUGUGUCGUGGUAUUGGUGAUCCACUAGUAGCUGCAUAUACUCGUUGUUAUAUUUGUCGAGUUACUAUUGAUAUUGAUUUUAAACAUCGUGAACCUAUUGAUAUAGCUUUUACGGAUUUAUGUCAAUCACUUCAUCAAAUAAAUUCACCAAUUGUUAAAAAUUUGUAUUCAUCACAAAAAUUAACAACUAGCAUUUAUUUAUCAUUAUAUUCACCUGCAUUGGAUUGGAUUGUUCAAUGUUUAUUACAUAAAUUAGAUGAUACAAAAACAGAACAAAUUAUUAAUAAAACACGAUCAACACUUAAUACAUCUAGUGGUGGUGUUGUACUCAAUGCACUUUUAAAUACACUUCCACCAAGUCAUGUUCGUUCAAAAGUUCAAGAAUACAUUACAAUGAUUAAUGAAUGUGAUGCAGAAUUAUUUCCAAAAAGUAUACUUUAUCGUUCUCUUGGUCUUUCUCUGCUGUUAUCAACACCAGCAUCAACACCAUCUGAUAUUCAAAUAUUAAAUAGUGUUUGGAAAGUAGUUACAAAGUUUAAAGAACCAGCGCCAUAUAUGGCAUGUGCUGAGGUUUGGAUUGAAUUAACAUCCAAAGAAUAUACGACACGAGAAUUGAACACUAUGUUGGGUGAUGUUGUUAAACAUUUGACACCUGAUCGUGCUUUUGAAGAAUAUUAUGGAAAGUUACAUGGAAUUAUGGUUAAAUUAUUAAAUAAUAUUGAAGAUUUUGCAUCAUUAUUUGCUAUGGAUAAAAUCUUACCAUUUCUUGAUUUAUUUCAACGAGAAAAUGUUCGAGUAGAUUUAUUUAAAUCGAUUUUACAAGCAUUUGUUAAUAGAAGUUCACAAGAAAAAACGAAUGAUCCAGUAUUAAUAGCAGCAAUGACGCAUUGUGCUAAAAGUGUUCACGAUACACUUGGAGCUUUGACAAAUGAUGAUGAAUUACGUGAAGUUAGUGGACUUUUAUCUGCAGUCAUACGUAAAGUUGAUUAUGAAAAAGAUGUUGAACAAGAACUUAAAUUUUGUGUUGAAGCUCGUGGUUUAUUUGGUUAUAUAGAUUCAGUUACUAUUACACUUAUACAGAAAGUAAAUACAUUAGCCGUAUCAACACAUCGUAUUGUAAAUGGUACACAUUCAACAGCAACAUCAUCAUUCAUACGUGCUUGUAUGGCUUUUUGUUAUAUAUCAAUUCCAUCAUUAGAACAUCCUUUACAUAAACUUAAUUUAUAUACAUUAUGUGCACAAACUGCAUAUUUAAAUCAAAGUCUUUCACAAGGUGAUGGUUUUCUUAAAACAGCUAUAACGCUUCUUUCUGAUUUUCCUAAACAAAUUGAAAUCGAAGGGAAAGUAGUAUCAAGUGAUAGAUAUUUAUAUGAAUCAAUUACAAAUAUAAUGUCAACACUUGUUAUCGUACCUGAUAAUCCUGAUGCAGGUGUUUUAUAUUUAGCGCAUGGUUUAAGUAAUGUUAUUAAUCAAAUGAAAUGUUUUGAUGAGGCAAGUGAAACACGUAUAACACUUCUUAUGAAUAUGUUAUGUCUUCUUUCAACACAAAUUCAAACAUUAUUACCAUAUCAUAUUUCAAAAGUCGAAUCAAAUGAUACUUUAUAUGGUAAUGAUGAAAAAUUCCUUAAUGAAAUAUAUCAAAGAUUAAAUAAACUCUGUGAACAAAUAAUACAGACACUUAAAGAUUUAGCAAAUACAAAUCCAAAACGACAAUCAUCACUUGCAAUUGAAUUCUUCAAUCGUUUCAUAGCACAUACAGAUUUAAAUCAACAAAAAUGUAUUAAAUUUGCAGCUAAUCUUUGGAAUUUAUCACAAAGAAAUUCUAAUCCUGAUACACAAAAAUUCGCGAAACGUAUAUUAACCUAUAUUGAAAUUCGUUCUAAUAGUGAUCAAUCUUUUAAACGUUUAUAUGAACUUAUAUCUGGUAGUACAAAUGAUACAAAUCACGUAUCAUCUCGUUCAUCAUCCACAUCAAAUUCCGUACAUUCAUUUAACACUGGUGAUUGA
Molecule: messenger RNA, 2931 nt
Organism: Adineta steineri
Lineage: Eukaryota; Metazoa; Rotifera; Eurotatoria; Adinetida; Adinetidae
Source: the annotation of a GenBank genome assembly